This is a messenger RNA of Anopheles darlingi, 5640 nucleotides long. RefSeq names its product phosphatidate phosphatase LPIN3 (gene Lpin). Gene Ontology annotation, biological process: triglyceride biosynthetic process; positive regulation of transcription by RNA polymerase II; cellular response to insulin stimulus. The record is from RefSeq and is a predicted model, not a curated record. The transcript has 5 exons. The coding region runs from base 1128 to 4667 and encodes 1179 amino acids. Gene Ontology annotation, molecular function: transcription coactivator activity; phosphatidate phosphatase activity. Gene Ontology annotation, cellular component: nucleus. NCBI's taxonomy places the organism in Eukaryota, Metazoa, Arthropoda, Insecta, Diptera, Culicidae.
UAAUUCGAACCUUUUCAAAUAAUCCACCUUCACAAAGGUUUAGCACAGUGUAUCAUUGACCGCGUUUCAACGCCAAUGCUCUUGUUAAUCUGCGUGUCCACUCACGUGUUUGCGCUUAAAAUAAUUUGCGGAGCAGCCCGGAUAAUGUAUCCACAACAAUAACAAGAUCGCUUCAUUUAUAAGCUCCAUACGAGUCCCUAUCCCAAUUCACAUAAUUCUUAUUUGUCUUGGGUCUGUCCUAUUUUUCAUUUAUUUCAUGGCGCAGAUGACUCGUCGCGUGAAAUUACGCAAAAAUUACGCCGCAACCGUGGCCGUACCCGUAAGCGUAAGAACCCGAUGGUGCUUGCCAUGAUUAUAUACUUUGUCGCUAGCAUAUACCACUACUCUAAUAGUCGGACUCUAUACGCGUUGACCACACGUUGGUGGUUGGGAAGGUUGUUUUCGUUUUCAAACACGCCGUUGUACGACCAAUACGCCUCGUAGUACAUAGUUCGCACUGGGGGGAACGUAGAAACCGGUGCGUGGAUCCUUACCUUCCUGUUGCAAACAAACCACGAUCCGGCACAGAACUGUUUCGUCUAGUGGGCCAUUCUAGUGCCAAGCCACUUUUCGGGUUGAUCAUGAUUCCAUAACAAACUAUUUGGCCGCUACAGAAGUAUAUUUCUUACGACACUAAGAAGCAGCUGUUGAAUGUUAAGGGUGAAAAAGAUGAAUAAAACUAUUUACUUCCACAAAUAGUGUGCGAAUAACGAUAGUGAGUGCAUUGUAACUUAAUAAAUAGAAAAGUUUAAUUUUUGUAACGCGAAUAAUCAUGUUCAAUCAGUGCGAGAUCGAACGAGAAGUGAUAAUGUCGCUAGCUUGAAUGAAGCACGUGAAGCCAAUCCAUUUUCAAUUGUUUGCUUCCUGGUCAGGUAACCACGCGCGCUUAAAGUUGAAGGUGAAUGUUUAAAAAUAAAAUAAUCAUCAUUACGAAUAACGAGAAAAUCUCCUUUCGCAUGGGUAACCGUUCAGAGAUCCUCGUGACGAAUUUAUCAUCGAUAUUGAAGGAGAAACACCUGUGAACAGGGAGCUGCUGGUAUCAAUCAUACAAAUAUACUUGCAUUCGCAACAUCCACGGACGGGUCAAAAUGAACAGUCUAGUUAGUUUGCUCAGUAACUUUAAAGAGUUCUACAGCGAGAUCAAUGGUGCCACACUAACGGGUGCAAUAGAUGUGGUUGUGGUAGAACAGCCUGAUGGUUCAUACCAAAGUUCCCCAUUCCACGUGCGGUUUGGUAAAUUGGGCGUGUUGCGGAGCCGCGAGAAAGUAGUGGACAUUGAACUAAAUGGCGAACCAGUAGAACUACAGAUGAAGCUAGGUGAUUCUGGCGAAGCAUUCUUCGUGGAAGAAUGUGACGAAGAUGAUAGCGAAGUGCCCGCGCAUAUGGCUACCUCACCUAUACCAAGCCAUUCGUACCUGACCAACUACGAUGGAGACGGAGAGUGUAGUGGAGGAUCAAUGUUCAAAGGAGCAACCGGUACGAAUGAUUUAGGGGGCUCUGUUGGACCCGUUGAGCCCGGGGAGGGUAUGGUAAUGAUGGUUGGAAUAGCAGCAUCAACAGCAGCAGCAGCAGCAGCAGCAACAGUAAUUACCGAGUCGAACGUCGCUGCUCUAGCAGAAGCGGAAGAACCGAUGCUCCGACCGAGGCGUAAUUCGGUGGAUCUCUCAAAUGAAAACGCCGAUCAAGAAAGGGCCAAAUUUGAAAACCAAAGAUCCGAGUAUCGCACUCGCAGACAUACAGAUAACGUUACUAAUCGACCAGAUCUCUCCUUAACGAAAAGAGAGUAUACCAUGCAGAAGCUUCGCCAGGAGUGGGAGGCCGCAGCAGAAGCAGAACAGGAGCAGAUCUUUCACAUGGAGGGCCUAGAUGAUGAGGCUAGUUCCGCCGACUGGCGAAACAGUACAUUGCUUCCUGCAGCUAAUAACGCCCUUGGCGAUGGCGUUAGCCGCCAGGAUAAUCAGCUAGAUGAAAAACAAUUUAAACCUAUCAAUGCUCAACCGUCUGUCGCUACGGGGGGCCCAGUAGAAAUCACUUCUACUAUAAACCCUUCGGCUACUGCUGAAGGUGCGAUGGAUUCAAAGUCGAAGAAAAAACGCAGGAAGAAGUCGAUUUUGAAAAAGAAAAAUGCUCAAAGGAAAGGAUCAAUUGGGAGCAGUUCUGGAGGUGGUUCUAAUCACUCCGACCAAAACGAUGUUACGGAGACCGACAGCCAAACUAUUAGCGUCUCACAGGUAACCAUUUCGUCAACAAGUAAUGGUUCUACACAAGACGUGAACAAUGGCACCGCACAAUCUUCGAAGGAAGAGGAAACGAACGUAUCGUCCAACCCUAUCAAGGAAGGGAGAGAAACUCCUGAUCCAUGUGCUACGGUAUUAACAGCUUCGCAUCACACAGAGUUGGACAUUCACUUUUUCAGUGACACGGACAUUGGAACGGGUGUAAGCCCGCAACAAUCGCGUCCAUCAACACCAAUUCAAAGCGAUACCGAGUUUGAGAUGUCACAACGCGCGAAAACCGAAACGGCAGAUGAGCGGUUGUUAUAUGAUUCAUGGAAAUGGGGCGAGCUACCGACGAAACCCGAUGCAAAGACAGGUGAUCUGGAAGGAAACACUUCCUCCAGCAAACAAGCUCAGCACAACUCCAUGCUGAAUGGGCUAAUGAGCUUUAUGAAGUACAACAACAAGAAAAAGCGUCAAAGCGUACCGGACGGCCUGUAUUUAUCGGACCUGGAUAAACUGCGCGAGCCAGAGGUAGCCCAGCUUUAUUUUCCGCCUCUCUCUAUGCUAAAACAGCAACAGCAAAACCGCACUGGUGGAAGCGGAGACGACGAAGAUCGAGAGAGUGGCAAUGGAACAUCAAUACCACACAGUCCAACCUCUAUGGAAGAAGGUUCGGGCGGAAGCAAGGGUAUCGAUUCGGAUUUCGAUGAGCAUAACUCACGAUCUCGAGAAAAUCAGGCUGCACAAGAAGAUAGCUUCACCGGAAAAGGCCGUCAGUCGACUGAAACCAUCGCCCUAUCAAUGUGCGGUGGAUUGGACAGUACCGCCGGUGGUCCAUCCGAUGAAGAGUUUGAACGCCAUCGUCUGCAAUACAGCAAUGUUCUCGCUGAUCCAAGUGUUUUUGCAGCUCCCGAAUUGGUAGUACGUGUGGAUGGCAAAUACUAUAGCUUUGCGGAAGCUUGUCCACGUGUCAUGACACUAUUGGCAUUCCAAAAGACGCUCCCGGAUGUGGUGCUUGGAAGUAAGAAGAUGGAAUCAUCGGGGAUCUUAUCAGAUCCUGAGCAUAACAAUGUCGAGAAGACUCAGACGGUGUCCGAAAUUCAGCAACCUACACAGCAAAAUGCUGCUGGUGGCCGCUGGUGGUAUUGGCGACGGUCUAACGAGUCUAAACCGUCUGCAGUAAGCGAUUCUCAAAAACAGUCCUCAAUAUCUACGACACCCACAACGGCAGAAAUCGAUUUGAAGUCGUCGAUGGCUGUCGCAACGCAAACGUCUCGCUCGAAUUCGCUCGACGAUUGCCACGAAGAUGACCAGAGCCCCAUCAUACCAACGAUGGUUAAUAAAACAACUAAAGAUUCCGGUAUAUCUCCUGGGUUUAAAGCAAAAACAGAAGAGGGCUACAAUGGAUCCCUUUCGUCUGAUGAUUCUGAGUUGGUCAUGGAUAAAUCACUACCGGUGCCUAUCAACCCCGGAACAGCAAACCUUGAAGAAAGCAAUGGAGACAGCAAAGUACUAUACUUCGGUGGCGAAAAGUAUCGCAAAACGCUUCGCUUGUCUACGGACCGCAUUAAAGGUCUCAACCUAUUGGAUGGCAUGAAUGAGAUUGUAUUUAGUGUAACUACUGCGUAUCAAGGAACUACUCGGUGUAAGUGCUACCUGUUCAAAUGGAAACACAAUGACAAAGUGGUCAUCUCCGAUAUUGACGGCACGAUAACGAGAUCGGACGUACUUGGUCAUAUCCUGCCAAUGGUCGGUAAAUCGUGGGAUCAGAUCGGUGUGGCCCAGUUAUUCUCUAAAAUUGAGGAAAACGGGUACAAAAUGCUUUAUCUAUCAGCACGUGCCAUCGGCCAGGCGAAAACUACGCGUGGAUAUUUGCAAUCUAUUCGACAGGGCGAUGUUAAGUUACCCGAUGGUCCGUUGCUUCUUAAUCCAACCUCGCUAAUGUCCGCAUUCCAUCGUGAAGUUAUCGAAAAGAAGCCAGAACAGUUUAAGAUUGCGUGUUUGAAUGAUAUCCGUGAACUAUUUCCGGAGAAGAAUCCCUUCUAUGCUGGUUAUGGUAAUAGGAUUAAUGAUGUAUGGGCAUACAGAGCCGUUGGAAUACCGACAUCUAGGAUUUUCACCAUCAACCCCAAAGGCGAACUUAAGCACGAACUCACCCAAACAUUCCAAUCAACUUACGCCAAUAUGGCUUACAUUGUCGACCAGCUGUAUCCACCGAUUAAGCAUAUUGAAGAGGAAGACAACGAAUACACCAGCUUCAACUACUGGCGUGAGCCUGUGCCUGAGAUUGAUUUCAAUAAUACUGGAGAUUCUUACGGCAAUCAUGCUACAGCAUUGCCACAUUCAGGCAAAGUGACGCCAACGGCAACCCUUGUCCAACAAGCAUUACCAACAAUUCCUGAAAACUGAAAAAUCAUUCAUUGCUGGAAGAAACAAGUUGCAAAAUAUCUGGAUUGCUGUACCACGAACCCAAAGUGGAAUGGAUUAUCUUAUAAAAUUUACGAUAUCUUAUCAGUAGCUUCUAUACAUGCUUUGGGAUAAUUCCGCAUGCUUCCAAAGGCGUUAGCAACGCUCCGCUAGAAACAGCCAACUUCUCCGACAUUCAAAUUCCAUUGUGACGAUGGGUGGUUGCACCGACUACAGAAGAAUGGCUUGAGCGCAAAUAUAAGAACUUCUGCAACAUAGCACACUGUGAUUACUAGAGCAGGAAAAAGGAAGAACAUAUUCUAAUUGUACCCUGCUGCGGAGAUGAGAAUUCAAAGUAUAGUAUGUAAUACUCUGUGAAAGAACCAGGAAAAUUGUAAACUUCUACAGCUUUAUUUGCCUUUUUCGUGAUGGUAGGAGACAAAGCGUGGAAUAUAUGUGAUAGUUGACUUGUAUUUAUUAAUAUUUCUGUUUAGGAUUUGUCUUAUGAAAUGGUGGUUUCUUUCGUUAUUAAAGUAAUGUUUUAUUCAAGGGAAAACAUGCAGUUAGCCGCAAAAAAUGUGUUGUUUCGUAACUUUACUCGCCAAUAAGAAGCUAAGCAAAGCUAAUUGCAAGAGAAAUGUGUCGAAGUAGCAUUGCAUUGCAAUCAUGAAUCAACACGUGAAGGGAAGCCAGGCAAUAGUUUGGCAAUAGCACGACCAACCUUUAAGGUUUGGUUGCUGCUGCGAACCAAUUGUUUUCUUCGUUACCAGAAACACACACAAAUCGAUUGAAAGUUAAGCUUCGGUGCAGCAAAUCUGGAAAUCAAAGUAGCUAUCUCGCUUUUGCUGGAAUAAUCGUGUAGUUAAUAUGUUCGAUGAACAGGCAAAAAUAAAAGUAAACCCUAUUGCAAACUUAACAAAUUGAAAAAAAAACUAAUUUAUCUUGAAGUGAAUUCGAUUUCUAUCCGAAACACGAU